Messenger RNA from Exophiala viscosa, 2633 nucleotides. Its product is annotated as esterase/lipase. Lineage: Eukaryota; Fungi; Ascomycota; Eurotiomycetes; Chaetothyriales; Herpotrichiellaceae. Gene Ontology annotation, cellular component: cytosol. The transcript has 3 exons. Bases 283 to 2391 code for a protein of 702 amino acids. Gene Ontology annotation, molecular function: triacylglycerol lipase activity; sterol ester esterase activity. The record is from RefSeq and is a predicted model, not a curated record. Gene Ontology annotation, biological process: triglyceride catabolic process.
CGCAAGUUCAUCAAGUGCCACUGCGGCGAAGGGGCAUGCGUGGAACAACGUCAGACACUGCGAUUCUUGCAGGUCACAUUCACAUUCUUCUUGUCAUGUGUCUCCCUCUAUCAUGAACUCGAGUAUCCUUACUUACCCUCAUUGCUCCUCCUCAUCCUCCUGUGAGAACAUUGCAGCACUUGCGCACGUGCUUGUCAUGGCUUCGGAAUGUUAUGACAGGUAGACCGUCAACACUCCCAGCUGGAUGCUCUUUAACACCCUCAUUUCAUAUGCGUUUCCAACAUGAUAGACCAUGUGCUGGGAAGACCAUCCUCCCGAGUCCGUAAAUAUCAGGUGUUUGCCGUUGUUUCAUUCUGGUCGCUGUACCUACUGAAGGGUGACCAACAUGGGCCGCCGCUCAUUCGAAACCUCUCUCAACGUCUCUCGAGACGAUUGACUCCCUGGCGAUCCGUCGUCAUUACUCUCCUGUAUCUCUACAUCUGUCGAAACUUUGCGAAGCUUGUCAAUCUUGAAUCACCCGAACCCUUAGCGAACCUGUACAAUAGAUCAUACUUUCGAGCAACAUGGAUUACCACUGCUUUGGACGCAGGCUUCUGGACAGCCAUGAAGAUCCGCAACAAACCCAUAAGAGAUCUGGCGUCGAUCAUCUUCACAAUAUACUAUCUCAUCGCUGCAGAACAAGCAGAUGAAAAGGUCCGCAAGGUGCGAGCAGUCUUGACCGUGGACCAUCUGCGCGUGUCAUGGAAUAAAGCAAACACACCGUACAUCAGGACGCUCAAUGCUGCGAUGAGGCCUCGAUUCACCAAAUACAAACCACGGAGGAUCCGCAUACCUCGACCGAAGCAGUCGAACUACAAAGAGCCUGUCGUGGCAUGGAUGUACUUCGAUGGCCCUCUGGUAGAGCUGGAGAAGCAAGAGAAUCUAGUGCUGGACAUUCCAGGAGGAGGAUUCGUGGCCAUGGACCCAAGAGCCAACGAUGACAGACUACUCGCCUGGGCAGGAAGAACAGGGCUUCCAAUACUAAGUCUGGACUACCGAAAGGCUCCAGAAUAUCCCUACCCCUACGCCCUGAACGAAUGCUUCGACGUGUACACGCAGAUUGUUGCUACGAGAGGGCGCUGCAUCGGGAUGAAACCAAACACAUGUCCGCGGCUUGUCCUUACAGGCGACAGUGCAGGCGGCAACCUCGCCACAGGCACAACAUUGAUGGUAAUCCAGUCGAACCAGACUGGAAAUUCGCGAGGGAUACUACCUUCCCCUGCUGGGUUGGUAUUGCUCUACCCAGCAUUAGACAUGAACAUCAGCAGCUGGAUGACAGACGACCAGAUGGCUUUGAUCCGCAACCCUAGAACAGCCAAGAAAUACGAGACCUUCAUCAAGCGAAAGAGCGAGGACAUCGACCGCCGCUACACACCGACCACGCCUAAACCCUCCGAAGAAGGCGAAGACGAUGCAAACCACGAGUUCUUCACGCCACGCGACGACCCAAAACCCGUAACCCGCGAAAACAGCAACGUCGAAGCACACCGCCAAUCAGUUGCCGCUUUGAAACCUCAACCCCUAAAGACAAGACUCGCCGUAUCAUCCAUUAUUUCUUAUUUCGGCGACCGCAUUCUUACUCCCGAAAUGAUGCGCGCCAUGAUCAUAUUAUACGUCGGCCCGUACAACCGCCCCGACUUCACGACAGACCACCUCCUCUGUCCCGCCGUCGCGCCCGAGAACUUACUCGCCAAAUUCCCCAAAACGUACUUCCUCACAGGCGAGCGAGACCCACUGGUCGACGACACAGUCAUUUUCGCAGGGCGCUUACGCCAGGCCAAACUCCACCUCUUCCGCGAACGUCAGGAAGUCGGUCUCGAGAAAUCCACGGCUGAAUUCAACGAGAAAGACCAUGUAGAAGUCACACUCAUCCCGGGUAUAUCGCACGGCUUCGUCACUUUUGUGUCGAUAUUCCCCGAGGGCUGGAAACACGUUUUCCGAGCUGGAGGGUGGAUUCAAGAUAUCUUCAGCAAACUUCCUCACGCUCUUGAGGGGCCGGCGAUCGAGUCGCGCUUAAGGAGUGGGACGUUACAGGACUCCUCUAUUGGAGGGAAUUUGGAACUGGCGAGUACGCAUCUACGGCAUCAUCAUCGUACGCCGACGGGGGAGAGUAUGGACGAUGAUGCGCCGCUUGUGAUGUCCUCUAUUACAAAAGCGGAAGAUGGCGCAAGUUCAACUUCGAGUGGGAGAGCUGCAAAUGGCGCGGCUGGACGUGGAAGGCCGAUUGAGCAGAAACCGCGACCGGAUGUCAAUAGGAGUAAGAGUCUUGUGUCGCUGGGGAGUGAAGAGGAUUUACUCAAGAGACGCAUGAAAGGGCUGACGGUGGGAUUGAUGGGGUCAGAUCAUUCAUGAGCACAGAGCACCAACAAUGAAAGCAUGUAGUCUGGCAGUGGUCUUGUAGGAUAUUUCUGGUUUGGCAAUAACAAAAAGCUUUUUAUUGGGAGGGUACUGUAUACUGUCGUUGGAGCGGCAUAUGGAACGGUGGUCAAUUAUGUUUUGAUGAUCCUUGCUCCUACCAUAUACUCCCCCAAAUAUCCCAAUUUUGAUACUGUAAUAAUGUACACGAGCAAACUGCAGACGUGCAAAAAGCGCAC